This is a messenger RNA of Fusarium verticillioides 7600, 2682 nucleotides long. RefSeq lists its product as hypothetical. The transcript has 5 exons. Gene Ontology annotation, molecular function: DNA binding; DNA-binding transcription factor activity, RNA polymerase II-specific; zinc ion binding. The record is from RefSeq and is a predicted model, not a curated record. Gene Ontology annotation, biological process: DNA-templated transcription; regulation of DNA-templated transcription. The coding region runs from base 274 to 1884 and encodes 536 amino acids. Lineage: Eukaryota; Fungi; Ascomycota; Sordariomycetes; Hypocreales; Nectriaceae.
AUUCGCUUGUCAAAAACUCCGGGGCCAAAUAGGGCAGAUGUGACGUAGCAUAUACAUCAUAUAUAGACGAAAUGUCGUCGAAGUUACAGGGCAUGGAAAGGACACCAGUUAUGAAUCAGGUAACCCAGGUAGGUAGGCAACCAGAAUCUCUUCAUAGCAUGAUCAUAGGUCGCCUCUUGAUCUGUUCAACCAUAAUUCGUUAAUUGUCGAAGUAGCCCAUCCAAAAUGCCUGUUGCUGAUCGCUGAGAGCACCAACCUCAUCUGUUGAUAAAUAUGGAUGACAACCCAAGUUCGUCUUCGUCUUCUGCAGGCCGACUUCGGGCUCUUCUGCCAGGCCCAACUCGAGAAGGAGGCUCACCCAGGCCUCCACCCAAGCUGAAUAUACCCAAGAGAAUAUCUGUCAAGACUGCAUGCCAGGCUUGCAGACAACGCAAAGCCAAGUGCAAUGGCCAAAGGCCAAGGUGUUCUGGCUGUAUUACUGCUGGUAGAGAAUGUCACUAUGCCAGCAACCACUACGAAGCCGAGGCUGCAGCAAUAAAACGAAAGCACGAUGAACUAAAAGAAAGAAUCCUUGAUCACGAGAGUCUUUACUCUUCGCUCAAGACCAGAGAGCCUCAUGAGACAGACGAGAUACUACGGAGAAUACGGGCCGGAAAGGACGUCAAAGGCGUGACUGAGGACCUUCAGGGAGGGAGUUCAGCCGCUCCCACGUCUCGGAAACAGGAAAAUCCUCUUCUACGAAGCAGUAGCGAUAAUACUUCAAACAGUGCUACAACGUCCGGAAGCGCCAGCUCGCCAACAUUCUCUGCGACACGCAUGAGCCUUUCCCAACCUCAACAGCAGACACGGGCCAGACUCACAUCUUUAAACGACCAACCUGGCAGCCUAUUUGAGGGAGCCUGGCGAGAAUCUCAGGGCAGAGCCUCUGACGACUCUGCAUCCAUUGAUCUCCAAGGGCAUAUACUCCCUUUUUCGCGAUGGACCAACGUCAUACAAGAUGACAAGUUUCUAAGCCACUUACUGCUAUUGUUCUGGACGUGGGACACAUCAUGUAACCGUAUUAUCGACCGAACUAUCUUCGAAGACGACCUAAAGAACCUCGACCCAACGGCAACAGGCGUGCCCUCAGCACUGCGAUUCUGCUCACCAUUUCUCGUCAAUGCAAUUUUGGCCGUUAGUUGCCUAUAUACGACGAAUCCGAUUACAUUCAGCAUACCAGACGAACUCAGUACCCGAGGACAGGUAUUUGCCCAAGAAGCCAUCCAGUGUUUGAAGCAGGAAGAUACAAGGCCUUCAUUACCGGUGGCACAGGGUCUGGCGCUUAUGUAUGUGUAUGAAGGCGCCCUAGGCAACGGAGAAACGGCGCUCGGGUUCCACAGGCUUAUGCAGUCACGGUAUAUGGCGCUGAGACUUGAUGAUAUUUAUCGUUCUACGGAUACUGCUAUUGCGGGCUCGAGACAGAGGGCCGAAGCACAUGCGUUGUCUUGGAUACAAUGGGGUUUCUAUGUUUGGGACUGGAAACCAAUGCACGGUCUAUGUCGUCGUCUCGUUAUCAAGAAGCCUGCACGAGAUAGAACGUGGCAAGAAGAAAGCUCACCAGUGAAUAGAACCGAGAAUCCAGAGUAUUGGUGGUUCUCAUAUCCUGUGUCCGUAGCACCCCGGCGGUCGAUGAAGCGUGAGAUAUUCGAGGCCGAAUGUAACUUGACCGAAAUAACAGAGCAGGUUCUCGAGUUCCUUAUUCCCUUGGAGCAGGGAGUUUCACCGUCUCGAAAUACCGGACGUGCUGUACAGUUGUACUCUAAAAUCAUGGAGUGGAAGUUCUCCUUGCCUGAAGAGCUAAGGGCUGAGAAUGCAGUUCUGCCUGCUGCUAUACUACUACAGUAAGUCUUUACCAGAACGAUGCAGAGCAUUAUUGGUAACGGCUAUGUAUCUAGUAUAAGCGCGGAUCUUGUAGUAAUCAGCGUUCUUCAACCCUUCGACCAUAUUCCCAAAUCGGUCUUCGGCCCCUUCAUUCCACGCCUUACCUCCUACGCCCAUGCAACAAACGCCAUGUCAACGAUCUGGCACUUCCGCGCUCUAUACACGAUCCACAACGAACACUGGUUUAUCCAAGCAUGCUCCGCCUGCGCUUUCAAAGUCCUGUUCGCCAUUGAAGAGAGCCCUGUCCAACUCGAAACAUUCGUAAAAGCGUGUCGAGCCCUCAUGGAGCUCCGAGAAGCGUUCCCUGUGGCGGAGGAAGUCAUAUACUCUAUUGAGUCGGUAGUAAAGAACAAGAAGGUAAAUCUACCUUCGUAUGCGAGGGACUAUAUGCCUAACCGUGCUGGAGAUGGUGUUGGGGACCUGAAGGGUGUCAGGGUAAGGGAUCAUAGUGUUAUUGUUGAGAAUGCUAGUUCGGAUGGGAGUGAAGAUCGGUUGACUAUGACGGGUCUGCUUUCAACAUUGACUCCUAGUGAAACGGGACUGUAUUAGUUUAUAUAAACAGGUUAUGUGCAUGCAUAUCUAGAUGGCCAGGUUGGCGUUACCAGACGGUCAAGGCGGGGCGGCGCAUAAGUGUUUGUUGUUGGAUAUAUAUAUAUAUGUAUGUGUUGCGAUACGCUUUUACAGUAAGGAGGGUCUGGUUUGCAAGCCUCUUCGCUAAACACAAAUACUUCGCACUUGACAAAUACAAAUCAUUCAAUUUGA